Molecule: messenger RNA, 6412 nt
Organism: Haliotis rubra (blacklip abalone)
Lineage: Eukaryota; Metazoa; Mollusca; Gastropoda; Lepetellida; Haliotidae
Product: delta-1-pyrroline-5-carboxylate dehydrogenase, mitochondrial-like
Cellular component (GO): mitochondrial matrix
Molecular function (GO): L-glutamate gamma-semialdehyde dehydrogenase (NAD+) activity
Source: RefSeq, a predicted model, not a curated record
CGGAACUCACGCCGAGACCUUGAAUGCUCGUUUGGGAGCUCAGUCGUUCUGACAUUUGAGGUGAUCACGAUUGUCUUCACAUCAUAACAGUACUCAUGGCUUUUCUACUGAAGAGGAGCAAGCUCACUGUAACAUGUGCGUACCAGAGCCUUCGCUGCCUCAGUACGCCGGCAUUCCAGACCUUCAUAGCUGAGAAUGAGCCUAUGUACGACUAUGGCCCUGGCAGUCCAGAGAAACAGCAACUGGAUGAGGCAUUGAAACGUCACAGUGCACAAGUUGCUGAUGUUCCAAUAGUGAUCGGAGAUGAGGAGAUCCGAUCGGGAACAGCGAAGUACCAGGUUGAGCCAUUUGAUCACCAAAAGAAGAUAGCCAAGUACUAUUAUGCAUCUCCAGACCAAAUAAAGAAGGCCAUUGAUGUGAGCCUUGCAGCCCGAGCAGCAUGGGAGAGGACGUCUCUGGAGAAGAGGUCGGAGGUGUUUCUACGAGCUGCAGACCUUAUGAGCAAGAAAUACCGAUAUGACCUCCUAGCAACCACAAUGUUAGGCCAGGCCAAGAAUGCUUGGCAAGCAGAAAUAGAUUCAGCCGCUGAACUGAUUGACUUUCUGCGAUUCAAUGUCAUGUAUGGCAGGGAACUGACAAAGAUGCAGCCAUUGAAUACCUCUCCAAAUCUCCAAAACCGAUCGAUCUACAGAGGAAACGAGGGAUUUUGGGCAGCUGUUACACCAUUCAACUUCACCGCUAUUGGUGGUCAUCUUCCUGCUGCACCAGCUCUUAUGGGCAAUGUGUCGCUAUGGAAGCCGUCCGACACUGCAAUCCUGUCAAACUACACAGUAUACAAGAUUUACAGAGAAGCAGGGCUCCCGGCUGGUGUUAUUAACUUUCUCCCUGCUGAUGGGCCUGUGUUUGGUGACGCCGUCACCAGCUCACCACAUCUGGCUGGCAUUAACUUUACAGGCAGUGUCAAGACUUUCAAGCACUUAUGGAAACAGGUGGCCCAGAACAUGGAUGUCUACAGGACAUACCCUCGACUAAUUGGAGAGUGUGGCGGCAAGAACAUGCACUUCGUCCACAGCUCUGCUAAUUUGGAAUCUGUCAUCAAUGGCACGGUCCGAUCAGCUUUGUUCAAUGGUCAGAAGUGCUCUGCAUGCUCCCGGAUGUAUAUUGCCCAGUCACUUUGGCCCAAGGUCAAGGAGGGCAUGCUGGAUAUCCACAAACAAAUAAACAUGGGCUCGCCGUUAGAGAAGGAAUCUUUUGUUACAGCUGUCAUUGAUGAUAAGGCAUUUGCCAGGAUUAAGGGAUAUCUGGAUCAUGCGAAGUCUUCGUCGAACCUGAAGGUGAUUGCUGGGGGAAACUGUGACGACAGUAAGGGAUACUUUGUGGAACCAACGAUAGUUGAAUCAAGUGAUCCAGAGGAUAAAAUAAUGAACGAGGAAAUAUUCGGCCCUGUAGUUACUGUGUAUGUCUACCCUGACGAGAAAGCAGAGGAGGUUGCCAAGCUAGCCAACCAGACAUCACCUUAUGCACUGACAUGUGCCAUAUAUGCAGAGGACGAGAAAGCGAAAAACCAGCUGUGUGAUAUUUUCCGUGACACUGCUGGUAACUUCUACAUCAACACCAAGUCUACAGGAUCAGUGGUGGGCCAGCAGCCCUUCGGCGGAGCUCGACUUUCAGGUACAAACGACAAGGCUGGUGGUCCCCACUACUUGUUGAAGUUCACCUCCAUCCAGUCGGUCAGUGAAGUGAAGGAACCACUCACAGAAUGGCGAUAUCCCUCCAUGAACUGAACUACCAAUCCCAGCUGAGAGAGUGAAGCGCCUGUGUUCCGUGAAUGAAUGUGUGAUCAGUCAGCGUGGAUUGGCAGUAUAUUCCAUAUUCCAGUGCUAGGAAAGAUUUUAUUUUGAUUGUAUAGCUGGCUGUAUUGAGCUAUUGAACAAAGGAACUGUUUUUAGUCGCUGUAAGUAUAGUGUAAUAGGAUGAACAAAGCCAUGUUGAGAUUGAAAGCAGUGAGAUUAGCUUGAUGUUAAUAUAGUGAGGGGAAUGGAUGGCCAAGUUGCCAGAGGCACUGCAUGUUUAGGUGAAGGGUUGUCUCCCUUAGAUGUGCCACAAAUGAGAGUGUACGUUCGACUUCCAGUUAGAUCAGAUCUGAUUAUGUUUCUAGCAUUAUACCUGUGCUCCUUGGUUUACCAAUGUAGCUAAACAUUGAAAUACUGCGUCACUUUGAGCUUUCCUCAACCUGACACAUCAUGAUAUAACUGAAAUAUUUUUAAGUCGGCAAUUUACCCCAGUAAGUCAUUCACUUUUAUAUAGUAAUUCACUGUGCAGGGUUGUCUCCCCUGGUGUGCAGGAUCUGAUGGUUGUCAUUUGAAUGAAACUAACAAACAACACUCUUGGAAUAUAUGCAAUAUGCACACAGUAAUAUUCUGUUGUAAAACUUUAUACAAAUUCUCUGUUUGAAUCAUAACUUCAGAUGGUUGAGAAAUGCUGUAUCAACGUCACCCAUGAUUCUUGAUUUGUCAACUUCUGCUCGUUGAUUUCAAGUUAUAACUGCUACAUAAUGCUCCAACAUCGAAACAGGCCACAUGAAACUGCUGAAAUAGUGAUAAAACCAUCAAACUCCGAAUCAUAUAAUUUUAUUGAAGCCUAUGAACAGUGUCAAGAUUUUCACAGAUCAGAUCCUGUUAGACUGAGGUUUUUAUUCAAAUUUUGUUUGUGUAUAAACUUUGUAUGUGGUAUAUAAUAGGAGUUGACACGUACCUAUAUAUAGAGAGUGUAAAUGUGGAGGAAAACGGGUGGUCGAACGUGAUAGGUUGUAUCCUUCAGCUGUGUCAGGAUCAGCUGGUUUGGGGUUUGUAUCCCAUAGUUGUCUGAAUUUGAGCCAUGCUAUCUUAAACCUUACCAUGAACUUGUAUUCGCCAAAGUGGUAAAUAUCUAUGAAAAGAUUAUUUAGGGCCUGUGAAACAUGAAGGUUUUAAUAUGUUUUGUUGAUACAUGUGAACAUGAUGAGUUUAUGGUUAGAUCUCAGAGGAUAUUUGUAGUGUUUAGGAAAGCAUCAUGUGUUGGCAGCUUCUUACAUCUUUAUCGACUUCAACUCUUGAAGCAUACUGUAAUUUGAGGCCACAAUAAACUGAUUACCGGUAAUAGAUUUUCAUCUUCGCUUGCCUUCCUUCAAACAUCAAGACUGGAGGGCUGUACAAAGACGUCUUGUUAUUAUUCAGAUAUAAUUAAACAAUUCUUCCUUUUCUUGGAUGAAAAUGUGAUAAUUAAUUUAUUUUGGCCAUUUUAUGACUAUGCGAAUCUUUACCAUGUUUACCACUGAUUUUUUCAAUGAUCUGAUUUUUCUUAUGAACCAGAAAUAAUAAACAUAUCAUAAUUUAUCAUAAGAUAAAUAUAUUUGUUUUAGCUUUUCUGGCUGUUUGUUGUAUCCAUUUAUUUCCAUGCUUUUGUUUCAGCUUGAAGUAUUAAGUUUAUAGCAUUGUUGAUGUUUGUUUACAGUUGUUAGGUGUAGCUAUGUGCCAGAAGUCACAUGGCCUGAUUCUCUCAAUUUAAAACAACAGAUUUUCAUAUUUAUCAUAAGCUUUUUCUACCAGUGUGUUUUAUAUAGCUUCUUUUGAAGAUGAUCUCAUGGUUUCAAACAUUGGUAAAGACAUUUUAUUAAUUCAAGAAAAUACAUAAAGCAAGAAUUAAUUUAAUGUUGCCAGUGUGGUUGGGAAUGAGCUCUUGUUUUUAGGGACUAUUAUUGGCAUAUUUAUACGAUGUAUACACAUAUUUUGCUUAGACAGUUUUGUUUUGUCACAGCUGUGUAUGGAAUGUUUUUGUAUGUCCCCUUCAUUGUUACUGUUUUCAUGAUCAACCUAUUGUGAACAAACCGUAGUUGAUUUGACGAAAAAAACAAAAUGUAGGAGAGAUCAAAGCAAAUUAUUUGGACAAAUUUCACUUUGUGGGUGGGCCAGUGGUUUAACACGUUGACUGCCACCAUGAGUAUACUCAUAUCAAUGUCUGGCCCAAUAUGCCGCUACGAGUUAUCUCGUAGCUAUAUCGGUGGUAUUUUGAAACAGGUUUCACAUGUUGGCAAAACUGGCAGAAGAAGCAAUCGUCUCCACCACUGAUGUAGCUACGAGAUAACUCGUAGUGGCUAAUUCGGCCAGAAUUGAUACUACGAGUAUACUCGUGAUAGGCAGUCAACGUGUUAAGAUGGUGAUAUUCAUUUAUACCCUGUUUUCAUGGGUUCAGAUCCCAACGUUUCACCAUUCUUUUAGGUUGUAAACAUUUGUAAGCCGUUAUAACCUCAGACACUGGAGUCAUUGUCUCUCUGUUAAUAUAAUAGUCUGUGAGGACGUGUAGUACUGUCGAAGGUAAUGGUGACUGCUUCAUCAACGAAAACAUGGUGGAUGUGUGCGUUUCUUUAGGAAUUGAGUAUAUAUAGAGCUUUCGGGUAGUUUUACAAUUCAUGUUUUGAUUCUGCAUUUACAAGAGCAUUGUGAAAGUGCUGUACUUGACCACUCAUCAGAUAAUGUUUCCAAGCACUGAGGUUUCCAUUGGGUAAAUAAAGCUAAUUUUAUGCUUGUGUGCGUUGUUAAAUUCAAGUCUGGUUUAGCGCUGUGAAGUUUCCGGUAUACAAAUGGUUCUGUGUCAUAAUUCAACUGAAAUGGAUUUAGGAAUCGUCUGCAAACUGUGUCGGUGGUGGACAUUUAUGCUCUGUUAUUCACAUGUGUCGUGAUAUAGUUGAACAUCGCUGCGGUGUUGCAUUACCUCGCAUGUAAUCUAGUAUUGUCAUGGCUUAAUGACCUAACAUUCAGUUUGACACAAGAUUAAACAUGUUGAUUGCAAUAAAGACUUAUGACGUUACUGCAUGUUUGCUGUAGGUAUCUGAGACUGUUAUAUGCUGUGACUACAAUCUCUUGUACAUACCAUUUAUCAUUUAUUUGUGCCUUAGAAUGUUGUUGUUUUUUGAGUGGGUUAUCAGUAACAAUGUUCUUGAACAACGAACAGCGUAAUUUGGAUUAUGGGUGCAGCCGAACCCUGGUUGAGCAGUAAUGGUGCUGCAAGUACCGUAUUUCCUUGUGUAAAGUGCCCACUUUUUAAACAAAUACAGCUCUGUAGUUGGGAUGUUGAUCACUGAAUUGUCUGGUCCAGACAUAUAGCUGGAAUAUUGCUGAGUGCGACUUAAAACUAAACUCACUCACUGUAGUUGGGAUUGCACAUAAUGCUAAGAUACAAAUUUUUUCUCAUCACCAUUUUUGGGCCCCCAAGGGAAUGAAAAUUACUGUGAGCGUGUAACACAGGAGGAAAGUGUCAAGAAAGCCAUGGUUACUUUGUAGCGAACAUGGAUCUUGCAAUUUUCUAGUAACAUGAACCCAAGAAUGGGGGGUGUGCAUUGAAGUGUACAAUAUACAAAGAAAAAGGCACUAUCCCUAUUAAUAUAAUGUGAUGAAAACUACGUCUUAUCAACUCUCAUGUUUGUCGUGUAUGAGGUGAUGAUGUAGACUGGAACUGUCAGUCACUGGAUUGUCUGGUCAAAUCUUGAUUAUUUACUAGCCACUGUCAUAUUACAAAUGGAAUAUUGUUGAGUAUGGCUUAUGAAGCAAACACUUUUUAUUUUGACAAGAAGUACUAAAUAGGUAGUAUAAACAUUGUCUAUAAUUGAUUCUAAAAAGAUAAGGGGGGUCCAGUCAAUGUCAAGGCAUUUAUUCUCAUUUAAUCAUGAUUCAAGAUGAAAAAAGGGCAUAUAUUUUUCACAGUAUUAUUUCAUGACAAACGUCUGUUACACAAAGUGAUACUUUUUCUCUAUUUUAAUAAGUUAAUUGUUGAACAAGCCAAGAACUACACUUUUCCGUGAGAAAUUCCAAGAGAAAUUCACUUCAAUCAGUGUAUGAAAUAAGCCAAAAGCCCAGCCAGACAUCAGGGCUGGUAACUUGAAAAUGUUACCAGCCCAAAAUGGAUUUAAACAGACCAGACACCAAGCAAGAUAUGGUGAAUUUACUCAGAUGUAUGGAACAUCUAAAAUUUUUACCAGACCAUCGGGCUGGCUAGCUGGAAAUCUAGACUGUCCGUCAGAUAUCUAGCCCGUCUCGGGCGGUCGGGCGGUCGGACGGACAGGCCUUAUUUCAUACACUGCUUCAAUAUGAUCUUUUCUGAAGAAAGUAAGAAAAUGUUUGUGAUGAUGAAUUUGUUAUUUUGUAGCUGUGCUUGCUUAGUAACCGAUUGGGAUAUAAAUGAAAUAAUAUUCAAAGAUCAAAGUCUUGAGAUUUCCACAAAUCAUGUUCAGAAAUAGCUUCAAUGUAGUUUUCAAUUAGUCAGUCAGCAGAUGAACAUGUUACAAUUGUUGUGAUUUGGAUUUCUUUUUAGAAAACAACAUUAAAUACAUGUAUAAAGCCAAGGUGUCUGUGAACACAAUAAAAAUAUACUCUGUUUA